AUGAAGAGAGACAACCUCUCCGGAUCCAAUGUGAGCUCCGUCUCCGCUACCGAAGAGAUUGUCGAAGACAAUCAGCCACAACCCAGCACAGCAUCCAGCGCAACCCUCUGCGGACGAGAUCAAGAAGGAUGCCUCCCCGACAUCAUCCCCACACUCCCCGGCCUACCAACCCGCCCACCCCGGGGCUUCCCCUGUCCAGGCAACUUACCCAGGGACCGCGCCAGAUGGUGCAACUACGACAUCAACACGGACUACCACAACAUAGUACCCAACACCGGCGUCACGCGCGAGUACUGGUUCACGAUCGACGAGAUGGAGAUGGCGCCAGACGGCGUACCCCGCCAGGUCAUGGCCGUCAACGGCUCGAUCCCGGGUCCGACGAUCAUCGGCAACUGGGGCGACCACUUCAUCAUCCACGUCACGAACCGCCUGGACCAGGCCCAGAACGGCUCCAGCAUCCACUGGCACGGCAUCCGCCAGAACUACACCAACCCGCACGACGGGGUUGUCUCCAUCACGCAGUGCCCCACGGCUCCGGGGUCGACGACCACGUACAAAUGGCGUGCUGUCCAGUACGGGUCGUCUUGGUGGCACUCGCAUAUUGGUCUCCAGGCGUGGAAUGGUGUCUUUGGGGGUAUCAUUAUCAAUGGGCCUGCGUCUGCGAACUAUGAUGUUGAUAAGGGGAUGGUGUUUCUCAGUGACUGGUCGCAUCGGACGUCGGAUGAGCUCUUCAACUAUGCGCAGACGGAGGGUCCGCCUACGCUGGAUAAUGGACUCAUCAACGGGACGAAUGUCUAUGAGACCGAUGAUGGAGAGGUUGGGGAGCGGUUCAAGUUGAAGGUGGACCGUGGCAGGUCGUAUCGACUGAGACUUGUAAAUUCGGCAAUCGAUACUCAUUUUCGGUUCAUGAUUGAUGGUCAUAAUUUAACUGUCAUUGGGAUGGACUUGGUUCCCAUCCGGCCGUUCCAGACUAACGCCGUCAGCAUUGGAAUGGGCCAACGAUACGACAUCAUCGUCACAGCAAACCAAGGCACAGGCUCCGACUCCUUCUGGAUCCGCUCCAUCCCCCAAGAAGCAUGCUCUGAAAACGACAAUGUCGAAAACAUCAAAGGCAUCCUACACUACGGAGCCGAGCCAACCGAACCAACAACAGAAGCAUGGGAUUUUGUCGACUCGUGCGAAGACAUGCCCAUGGACACCCUAGAACCAUGGGUCGCAAAGACAGUCGCAGCAGCAGACUGGCGCAACGUAACAGACGUGGAUUUCGGCUUCAACGCGAACAACCUCGUCCGGUGGUAUUUGAACAGCACGACGAUGGAAGUCCUCUGGGAGAACCCGACGCUGCAGCAGCUGCACAACGGGCAGACGGUGUUCCCGAAUUCCAGCGCCGUCAUCUCCCUCCCGGACCCCGACGAGUGGAUUUACCUGAUUAUCAACACGACGUACCCCGUCUGGCAUCCUAUCCACCUCCACGGGCAUGACUUUUAUAUCCUGGCGCAGGGUGUCAACCCGUGGGAUGGGGUUGUUAAUACGGACAACCCGCCGCGUAGGGAUACCGCUAUGCUGGACGCCAUGGGGUACCUGGUGAUUGCGUUCCGGACGGAUAACCCCGGGGCUUGGCUGAUGCAUUGCCAUGUUGGGUGGCAUACCUCGGAAGGGUUUGCGUUGCAGUUUGUUGAGAGACAGAGUGAGAUCCAGCCGUUGAUUGAUGCCAAUUUGAGGGAGCUGGAGGAUACUUGCCGUGCGUGGGUGAGAUAUGAUGAGCAUUAUGACAUUGAGCAGGAGGAUUCAGGAGUUUAA
Molecule: messenger RNA, 1800 nt
Organism: Aspergillus candidus
Lineage: Eukaryota; Fungi; Ascomycota; Eurotiomycetes; Eurotiales; Aspergillaceae
Product: Cupredoxin
Exons: 2
Coding region: 1-1800 (599 amino acids)
Molecular function (GO): copper ion binding; oxidoreductase activity
Source: RefSeq, a predicted model, not a curated record